AUGUCCUUUGACGACAAAACACGACAAAUGGAACGAAUCGCCCGCAUGUCGGAUAGUACAGCCUACUGCAUUCUCACGGAGCUGUGUAAAGAGAAUGGCGUGUUGCGACAGCGCACAGUCGCACUGGCCGACAAGUUUGACGCGUUCAAUUCAACGCGCGCGCUGAACGAGGGAAGCCAGGCUGUACAGCGAGCGCAAACGACAAACAGUGCAAAGCGCAAAGCAGACGACGACUGCAUGGUCUGCUCCGACUGCGCGUGCGUUUUACGCAAGACACGAAUCGUGGUGACACCGUCUGCCGCUACCACAGCGGUAUUCAUCCCCGACAUGGACGGCAGCGUUUGGGACGAGCACGACCACUACCUGGGCGAAAUUGAUACCGACGAGUGGAAGCGGGAAUGCCUAAAGGGGUUCAAAUGGAACUGCCGCAACGCCAUGCACGACAGUCCAGGCUGCCAGACACGCAACCACCAUCAUAGCAGCAGGCAUACAAGGCAGAGCUGCCAAGCAUGUGCGUCACAAUCAACUGCAAAAGCGACACCGAUUGAGAUCAAUAGCGACAAGGAAGGCGACGACGGCGACAGCGACGGCGAUGGGAACAGCGAUCAGAACGAUUAG
Sporothrix brasiliensis 5110 is the source of this 618-nucleotide messenger RNA. RefSeq lists its product as uncharacterized. The coding region runs from base 1 to 618 and encodes 205 amino acids. Lineage: Eukaryota; Fungi; Ascomycota; Sordariomycetes; Ophiostomatales; Ophiostomataceae. The transcript is spliced from 2 exons. The record is from RefSeq and is a predicted model, not a curated record.